Messenger RNA from Penicillium robsamsonii, 1305 nucleotides. RefSeq names its product HNH endonuclease signature motif containing protein. NCBI's taxonomy places the organism in Eukaryota, Fungi, Ascomycota, Eurotiomycetes, Eurotiales, Aspergillaceae. The transcript is spliced from 3 exons. The record is from RefSeq and is a predicted model, not a curated record. Bases 1 to 1305 code for a protein of 434 amino acids.
AUGACUAUAGUCCAUCACGACAACAUGGAACCUUCAUCAGAGCUUAUUGGCUUUGAGGGAGCACCUCCGAUCGAGAAUCCCACUAUGCCGGUUGCUGUUAUUCCAUGGAGCCCUCCAUCUAUUGAUCCAUUGCCAGAACUUGGGGAUACCGAGAGAGCAAAGUUAAUCGACAGACUGAGCAAGAAGGCAAAGGAAAGCGAGGCGGACUCAACAUAUUGGGCAUGCCUCUGGUUGUCCGAUAUUGAAUGCCUUCGAGAGAUUCUCCGGGUGGCGGAAUGUUCCCAAUCCAGUGCGUCCUACUUGAUGACAAACAAGGGUGCUUUCACUAUGAUCAGGGCUUGGAAAACAAGGCCGAGUAUGAUCGCGGGGCUGCCUGGGACACAAGGGAAGAGAAAGUUGGGGGAGGAGAGCCCGAAGCGAAAAUUCAGUGCCAAAACAGCUUGUCUUGAGCGCCACGAUUUCAGCUGUGAGAUCACCAAUUUCCCCCAGGUAGAUGUGGCUCAUAUCUACCCGCUAUCCAUGAGGAAAGGUCAAUCAUCGGGAAACAACAAGAAGUGCACUGACACGUACGACGACUUCUGGAAAACGCUGCACAUGUUCUGGGGCAAAGACCAAGUCGAUGAAUGGGAAGCCCGGUUAACGGGCCCAUAUGACACAGAGCUUUGCGAGAAUUUGCUUUGCUUGUGCCCCAACGCUCACAGGCUUUGGGGGUCUUGUUACUUUGCCCUCCAGCCGCUCCAUCUACGCGACGACGGUAAGGAGUUGAUCACACGUUUCUACUGGCUGCCCGAGGUCACGCGACACAAGGUUCAGGUUCAGGACAAACCGAGUAUUUCGCUUCAUCCCCUCGCAGAAUUACUCAAUCUUCGUGUUGAGAAUACUGACGGAUCCGCACAUAAGAUGAAUUCUGGUGAUCUGGUCAUUUUCCAAACCAAGGAUCCAGAAAAUCUGCCAUUGCCAUCAUGGGAUCUCCUCCAAAUGCAAUGGAUUCUCCAUAGGAUCGGUGCCCUCAGUGGAGCAGUAAAUGUCCCCAUGAAGCCGUGGUAUUGCGAUAGUGAGGAUGAGGGUUCCGACAUGGGGUUCGAAGAUGUUUUCGAGCCUUACCAGGAUGAAUACUUUGCUGAGCCUCACCAUGCUGAACUUUCUGCCGGUGUGGAGUCCGAAGAUGCUGUUGAACCCGAUGAAGAAGAUACGCAGUUACCCCCGAUUCUUGGCCGUCCGUCUCGUUUUCAGUCUUCCUUCGAGAUCAACCCAAAUGCAGACUUCCCUCGCCGACGAUCUCCCUCGAGUGAGAAGUCUCUAUAA